UUGUCAAACUAGUACCUCCGUAAAAAAAAGAAAGAAAACAAUUUGGAAAGAAGUGCGACUUAUUGGUAUUCAGGGAGGAUUUAAAGCGAACAAGAUGCCUAACUGUAUAGUUAUAACGGCUAUAGUAUGUGUGUUGAUCACGACAGUAGCUACAAUUGUGUCGUUUUCACUCCCAAACUGGUUACAUUUUCAAAAUCUUGGAGACUCUCUCUGUGGGUGCUCGUCUAAGGAUUGCCAUUGUGGUCUAUGGAUAAACUGCAGGGGAGGAUUCGAUGCCAGUUCAUCGUUAGCUAAUUGUGAAUGGUUCUUCUCCGACGAUUUCCACAUCGAAAAAAGUUUACCAGAUUGGUUCAAGGCAGUUCAGGGUCUGAUGUCGUGUGCCGUUGCCAGCUCCAUGUUGUCACUUCUGAUUGGUCUGUUCUCCCUCUGCUGGACAUGUAAAGGCUGCAACCCACACCAGGCCACCGGAGCCUUCGCUAACCUCACCUUCCUGUUGCUGGCCGUAGCUGUUUGCGUGUUCGGAACCAAGGCCUAUCUAGAAAAACAAGCCAUCGUGAUGCCGUCCCAGACGACCAGUAAUGAAAUGCUACUGUUCGGCUGGAGUUUUUGGGUCGCUGUUGGAGCGACUGGAAUGGCGCUAAUAUCCAGCAUACUGUACUUCUGUGUCGGACGAAGCGACGACACAUAUUGACAUAUCUAAUUAAUUACGCUAACUAUGGCCAUACAUUUGUCCUCUUCAUCAUUACUUAAUCCUUUCACAACUGUAGACCAUAAUGGACUCAUCCAGAUGAAUGUAUGGUAAAGUCUACUUAAGUUACAUAGGGGUGAAAGGGAGGGUUAAUUUCCUGGACAUUGCCAAAAGAAUUUUUCAGUUUUAACAAAAGAAUUUUGUUUGUCUCUUUGGACCAGUUUUGGAAUUAAUGGCAAAUCUGUUUGCAAAAGAAUGUUUCCCUGAUAUUUUCAUUUAGAGAUAUACAGAGAAACCUGUAUAAAUUACCACACUCAGGAAAUUCAAAAAGUGGUUUCUUAUCACAGGUUGUGUCUUAACAGGUGGUCUCAUAAUACAGGUUUGACUGUAAGUAAACGUUGUCAAAAAUCUCACUUCAGAAGAAUUAUGUUAUGAGGAUUUAUAAUCACAGGGUAAAUAAAGUUGAAGGCAGGAAAAAGUAAGAUAAUGUAACCCUGAGUUGCGGUGUAGCAUUAAAAAUGUAAUAUAGAAAUUCAAAAUUCACAUCAAAUGAAGCAAAAUGCACAGUUGUAGUAAGCAUUGCCCAGCUAAGAUGACAACAAAUUGAUUUUCAUAAUUAUUGAUUAUUCAUUCACCCCUAAAGUCACAUUUGAACCUUAACAAAUCAAAGACUGGGCCAGUCCAGUUUAAAUAUAUAGGGUUGAAUGAGUUAAGAGAUAAAUUUAAUGAUUGCUGUAUUUUGACUGGUUACUACUUAAAUUUCUUGUUAUAUCAUAUUGUUCUGAUUUUGUUGAACAAAACCUUUUUCUGAGAAUUUUUAAUAUAUCAGAAUUUUUCUUAUUAGUAAUCAAAGAGAAUAAAAUGAUCGUGUGGAAAUUUAUUUUAGCAGAGAAAGUGAUUUGACUUUCCUUGCCAAUCAUCAUUGGCUGUGUCUUAUUUUGUAUGCUGCUGGUAGCUCUUGUGUAAAUAUUACCUAUGCUUUGUAUACGUACAUCAAACACUGGUUUGAAACAUGAUUUUUAUACAUCUGUAUCCUUCCAUACAAAUGUGAUUCUUUUCUUACCUCUUAACUCAUUCACCCCUGAAACUGCAUAAUGAACUAUUCCCACCUUUGAGUUGGAAGAGUUCAAAUGUGUCUUCAGGGGUGAAUGAGUUAAUUCUUUCUAUUUUGAUAGUAGAAUGUAACGAAUACCUCUUUUUGAUAGAAACCUUUCUAAUUAAUCCUAGUUUGUGAUUUAGAAAGGAUGUGUGAUAAUCUCAUUCUGAUUCUGACAGCUAAAAUACAAAAAUAGGUGUCUUCCUUGUUAAUGGCAUGGCAGCAACAGAGUUGUUUCCCUUUCAUUAGGAAAAAUGAAACAGUUUUCAUAAAGGGAGGUUGUUUGAUAUUUCUGAAACGUUUUAUAUACAUUGUACAUAUUUUGUAUAUAUUUAUAAAAAUAUCAAUGAAUACUUAACCCUUUCACCCCUAUGU
Molecule: messenger RNA, 2159 nt
Organism: Mizuhopecten yessoensis (Yesso scallop)
Lineage: Eukaryota; Metazoa; Mollusca; Bivalvia; Pectinida; Pectinidae
Exons: 3
Coding region: 95-691 (198 amino acids)
Cellular component (GO): membrane
Source: RefSeq, a predicted model, not a curated record